Messenger RNA from Macadamia integrifolia, 1074 nucleotides. RefSeq names its product VQ motif-containing protein 33-like. The record is from RefSeq and is a predicted model, not a curated record. Lineage: Eukaryota; Viridiplantae; Streptophyta; Magnoliopsida; Proteales; Proteaceae. The coding region runs from base 178 to 765 and encodes 195 amino acids. The transcript has a single exon.
AAGAAACAAAAAAUAAAAAACUCACUCACACUAGUCUUACUGGUCUUCUUGUUCGGUCCAUAACUUCCUCUAUAUAAACAACAGGUCUCACCUAUUCUUCUGUUCUCUCCCUCUCUGUCUCUCUCUCUCUCUCAGUGUGUUUGUGCGAAGAACCCUAUAGGCCUUUAAGUACACAAAAUGGAAAAGAACACAAGUAGUACGGGACCUCCAUCACCAAUUGCAACAACAGCAACGACAUCAACAACCUUCGUUCAAGCGGACACUCACACCUUUAGAGAGCUCGUGCAGAAACUUACCGGUGCCGGCGACGAUUUGCAGGAAAAACUUCCGAUAACACUUCCAGCGAGAUUCUCUUCAAGAUCGUCACUUUCUGGAGACAUCGUCGCGCCUCGACGAUCAGCUUUCAAGCUUCAAGAGAGGAGACAGAACAUGAGGAAGCUCGAAAUUAAGCUCGGUCUUACUUCGAUUCGAAGCCCACCGUUCUCACCUCGACAAAUCCAGACCCAAACCCACCUGGUCGUGUCGCCGGUUCCGAGUCCGGUGACCCCACUUGGCUCCGAUACUUUGUCGUCCUCUGUUCAGUGCUCUGGUUCGGGUAGCGAGUCUCCAUCAUCGCCUGCGGUUUGGGAGGAAGAGAAGGCGAUUGCAGAGAAAGGGUUUUAUUUGCAUCCAUCGCCGUUAAGCACCCCGAGAGGUUCAGACCCACCUGAGCUUCUACCUCUGUUUCCUUUGAGUUCUCCGAGGCAACAAUCUGGGGAUCUGUGAAAGGCUUUGGCAGAAAAAAAAAAGAAAAGAAAAAAAAAGGGUAUGUACGUCCUAGGAUUUCCAUAAAGUUCUGGUUUUUCCACCAUUUUUGUUGGGUUCUCCAAGAUCUUUUUCUGGGUUUAGGUUUAGCGAGAAACUCCAAAAACCAACAAAAUGUCCCUGUUCUUGGUUUCUGGGUUUUUGAGUUUCUGAGUUGCUGGCUCUUAUUCUUCGACUCCGAUUUCUCACUAGUCAAUUUCUUUGUUGAUCAUCACUGAAAGAGAACUUUAGUGGUGGAAAUGUAUGGCAAAAAGUACAAAAUUUCUAUGA